CACUGCACGUGGACACGGAUCCCCUAUGUAGCCUUCAGAGCUAGAAAAACAUGUUUGGCAGCUGCUGAUAGCAUGUGAGCUAAUGCUUUGCCGCGCAGGAGGAGUCGUGCCCAGGCCAAAGUAGUAGCACUGUCUUUCUUCCUCAUUUAUUUCGAAGAAAAUACAUGGCAGAGAUUUUGUUCAGCUUGAAUAUGUUUAGAAUCGGGUGGAGAGGCGUGAAACUGAGCAGGAAAGUUACUAAUGCAGCUGUUUCUGCGCAGACGCAGCGCCGCUGCAGCACAGAGUGCAGUUUGUUUGGGCUUCUGUUUGACAUUGACGGGGUGCUGGUACGUGGACGGACACCCAUCCCUGCAGCCAAACAGUGUUUUAGGAACCUGGUGGACGGCGAUGGAAAGUACAGGGUUCCUGUGGUGUUUGUGACAAAUGCGGGAAACUCUCUGCGAGAGACCAAGGCCGAGCAGCUGUCUCACCUUCUGGAGGUUGAGGUGUCACCAGACCAGGUGGUGCUGUCCCACAGUCCUCUGCGGGUUUUCACUCAGUUCCAUGACCUGUGUGUGCUGGUGUCCGGACAGGGACCCGUCGUGGAAGUUGCGCACAAUGUAGGUUUCAAGAACGUUGUUACCAUUGACAUGUUAAGGGAAGCGAAUCCUCUCCUGGAUGUUGUGGAUCACAAUCGCAGACCUAAAGACAUGAUUUGCCCAUCUAUGGAUUUGCCUCCAAUAGAUGCUGUCGUCCUGCUUGGCGAGCCUAUCAGGUGGGAGACCAACUUACAACUGAUCACUGAUGUGCUCUUGACCAAUGGGAGGCCAGGAAACCCUGUGACAUCAUUGCAUUACCCACAUAUCCCCGUUCUGGCCUGCAACAUGGAUCUGCUGUGGAUGGCCGAAGCCAAAAACCCUCGAUUUGGACACGGCAUGUUCCUCGUGUGUCUGGAGAGCAUCUAUAAGAAGAUAACAGCUGUGAGCUGA
Messenger RNA from Carassius carassius (crucian carp), 968 nucleotides. RefSeq names its product haloacid dehalogenase like hydrolase domain containing 5 (gene hdhd5). The coding region runs from base 165 to 968 and encodes 267 amino acids. Gene Ontology annotation, biological process: glycerophospholipid biosynthetic process. The transcript is spliced from 7 exons. The record is from RefSeq and is a predicted model, not a curated record. NCBI's taxonomy places the organism in Eukaryota, Metazoa, Chordata, Actinopteri, Cypriniformes, Cyprinidae. Gene Ontology annotation, cellular component: mitochondrion.